AAUUGUCAUGGCCGAAGUUCGGCAGCAUGCACUUUGGGACAGAACUCUUCGUGGGGGGGAAACCCAGGGGUUGCUAUUCGGGGAGAGGGAUGAGAGAAAUUUUCUUCCAAGACUUACCCGGUGCCCGGGGCCUGGGAGGUUUCGAUCAGCACAUAUGAAUCGAUGUCCUCCUGCAACCUGCGAGUGUCCUUGGUAUCCAGACCCACACCUCUUGAUCAACCUCCCCAGAAAAUACUGUCCUGCGGCUCUUAUCCGUCAUGCUUCUCUCGAGUUCGCUCGCACUGUUGCUCGGCAUUCUCGUCCGACCAUCAUGGUCCGUGACCAUGCCGCAGAGCGCCCUCUGCGUGGACGCCAUCUUCGAAGUCUACGCUGAUCUUACGUUUGACGGAAUUGGGGCCGAUUCAUACUACAUCGGCGCAUGCCAGAACCCCCUGAGAGUCACCUCCCUCUAUGCCGCAGCAAAACUGUACUGCAGCCCAAGAGAGAUCAAGUCUGGCCUUAAAUACAUUGAGGCUUUGUGCCGCCAAUAUGGCGAGGUAUCGAUGCUGCCUGAGUCAGCCCUGGCCGAGAACUUGACCGACGAUGCCAUCAAGAGGAUGCCCGUCAAGGACUACGGAGACAUACCUGCCACAGAGAAUGUCACGGCACCGUUUAUCCUCUCGCCACACUGGUUUGAGCUCUCAGACCGUACGGUGUUUGAAUGGGACUUUGAGAUGCGGACUCAUGCCAACUAUGGAUUCGCAAUCUACGGAUUCUGGGGUGGCGUUCUGCUCAUUGGGAUCCUCAAUCGUCUCUGGCAGCUGUUCUACCACAGCCGUCUCGCCCGUGUCACAUCGGAUGUCGAAGGCGAUGGCCAGCCCAUCCGACGAAAAACACUAUCCCCCACCUCCCCGCUGGGCAUCGUGUCGAAAGCGUACAACUGGGUUCAGACCCACCUCGUCAUUCCCAGUACUCUGGACUCUCACCAUCGGCGUUUGUACUUGUGGUGCACAAUACCCACUAGGAUGCAGUCCCUGACCAUCGGGUCAUACUGGGUAAUCUCUAUAUUGCUGUGCUGCGUCAACUAUCGAGGCUUUACAGGUAAUCUAUAUUGGUCCGACGUCCCAGAACAGAUCUGGCGCUACGUUGCCGACCGCACGGGGAUCCUUUCCUACGCAAAUCUCCCGUGGCUCUGGGUGUUCAGUGGGCGGAAUAACAUCUUCAUCUGGGCGACUGGGUGGCAGUUUUCCACUUUCAAUCUCUUCCACAGGCACAUCGCUCGUGUGGCUACCCUCGCGGCCAUCAUCCACUCCGUCGGAUAUGUCGUCUUCUAUUACCUUGGAGACCCUACAGGAGCGGACUUGCGGUUAGAAAUGAAAGAUGCUUGGCUCUAUCUGGGUGUCCUCGCCACCGUUGCUAUGAGCCUCCUUGUCGUCUUCUCUGUCUCAUGGUUUAGGCAGGCCCUCUACGAGUCCUUCCUCCUCGUCCAUAUCGUUCUGUCGUUGAUGACGAUCGUUGCCCUCUUCUACCACACCGAUAUUUUCGAGGGCGACUACGACCCCUACCUUUGGCCACUGGUUGCCAUCUGGUGCUUCGACCGGGGCGUGAGGCUUGUCCGCAUCGCGUAUUGCAACCUCCACGUCAGCUUCAACAAAGGAAAGAAGCUGAGCCACACGCGAUCGAGCAUCUCCUACGACGGAGACAGCAACAUGAUGCGGAUCCAGCUCACCGUGCGGGGCUCCCACUUGAAGCCGCGACCAGGCCAGCACUACUUCCUCUACCAGCCCUUCCGAUGGACCGGAUACGAGAACCACCCCUUCACCCUCGCCUACUGGGAGACACCCGGUUCCCAUACCCCGACACCCCCAUCCCAAUCCUCCUCCACCUCCUCCACCACCAACCUCCCCCCAACAGACAAAUCCCCCCCAACCCAGAUCCACACCUCCGCAAUCCCCUCCCCCACAAAUCCAGACGAAACUCUCCUCGAAUUCUGGCUCCGCCCCUUCGACGGCUGGACCCGCCACCUCCGCUCCGCCUGCCAGCUCUCCCCCUCAACGCCCAUCUCCCCGACCAUCCUCCUUGAGGGUCCCUACGGGCACACGGAGCCGCUAUGGACCGCCUACGACAGCGUGCUGAUGGUCGCCGGCGGCGCGGGCAUCACGGCCAUGACGCCGUACCUACUCGACCACUCCCACCGCCGCCGCGCUGGUGGUGGGACGCGGACCAGGCGCCUCACCCUCGUCUGGGCGGAUCGCAGCGCCGCGUUCCUGCGCUCGUCGUCUGCCUCCGGGGGCGUUCUGGCCGAGGCGCUGUCGGCGGAUGGGUUCCGGGCCGAGCUGUUCGUCACCGGCGGCAGCGCCAGCGGGAGCGGUAGUGAGAAGGAGGAAGAGGAGGAGGCCGGGGCGGAGAAGACGAAGGGCGGGGCGGUGGCCGAGGCGGCGCACGUGCAGGUGCGGCGGGGCAGGCCGGACGUCGGGCUUGCUGUCGGGGCGGCGGCGAGGGAGGCGUGGGAGGCUGGGUGGAGGGUCGCGGUUGUGGUGUGCGGGCCGGCGGGGAUGGCGGAUGCGGCGAGGGCGGCGGUGUUUGCUGCGAAGAGGGAGUAUGGGGGGACGGUGGAGUAUAUUGAGGAGGCUUUUGGGUGGUAGGUUGUUUUGGGAUUGAUGGUGGGUGGUGUCUUGGUCAUGGUAUGAUGGAUGGGGCUUACGGGUUGGGUUGCUUUCGACGACGGUUGGCUUGGGUUGGCACCAAUGGGGAAGGGGUGUUUUUUAUCCACUUUGAAGGCGUUAAGGAAUACCUACCUACGUUGGUUCCUGUUUACCGUAUCGAGACCCAUUUGCGCCUGUCGUGACAGGAUUCAGGUUCAGCUUGAUGUAUGA
Molecule: messenger RNA, 2855 nt
Organism: Phialemonium atrogriseum
Lineage: Eukaryota; Fungi; Ascomycota; Sordariomycetes; Cephalothecales; Cephalothecaceae
Product: ferric reductase like transmembrane component-domain-containing protein
Exons: 7
Coding region: 258-2624 (788 amino acids)
Biological process (GO): copper ion import; intracellular iron ion homeostasis; iron ion transport
Cellular component (GO): plasma membrane
Molecular function (GO): ferric-chelate reductase activity
Source: RefSeq, a predicted model, not a curated record